This is a messenger RNA of Striga asiatica, 666 nucleotides long. The record is from the annotation of a GenBank genome assembly. Lineage: Eukaryota; Viridiplantae; Streptophyta; Magnoliopsida; Lamiales; Orobanchaceae.
AUGAUUGGAAAACGUAUUCGAGAUGUUUUAAGUACUGAAAAUGAUGAUGCGGAUGUAGUUGAGAGUCAUCAAGAUGAUUCGGAUGAUGAAACUCAACCCACAGAUACUAUGGAUAUGGACCUUGAAAUACAAGAGCUUCAAGAAAAGCAUAUCGCCGAUGAAAUAUACGAGGACAUCGAAAUUAGAAGUACUACUUUAUGGGAAGCCAAGGAGCUGCUCGAACAGAGGUCGGGGCUGCUGAGACGGGCUCGCCGGAAAUGGCCUGCUCGUGGUGUUGUUCUUGUCGGGGUUCGCUGGGGUGCUCGAGGCGGCCGCUGGUUGGAGAGCUCGGGGAUGGCUGCUCCGGCGUCGCGUGGUGCUGUUGGGUCCCGUCGGAAGAGUUUCGCGAGGGAGAGAGGGGCAGCGGGUGGUAUUUCACGCCGGAAAUGGGGUGCAGCGGCGGUGACGGGCGUGGAGGUUGCCGCGGAGGGCCUGCUGCACGAACGAAAAAUCGCCAAAGAAGAUGGCGGCUGGUUCACGGCGAAGGGCGGGUUCGCUGCGGUGGUUGUGAUGGCGCCGGGAAAUCGCCGGAAAAACGCAGCGAUGAAGGAGUUGAGCGGGAGUGGUGAUGGCGCCGGGAAGAAAAGGAAGUUGACGGGCAAAAAUGAGGAGGAUGAUGGUGACUGA